AUGCUGCCACAAGAGAAAGAAAUACGCCCGUCAUGGAUUGGCCGCCUCAUGUCCUGGAUUUUGAGAGCAGGAGAAAUACCUCAUCAUGUCGCUUUCAUCAUGGACGGAAAUCGCCGCUUCGCACGAAGAUCAGGAGAAGCACCCAUUCAUGGACACAAACAAGGUUUUUCAAAGUUGGCGGAAGUUCUGUCCUGGUGCGAAAUGCUCGAGAUUCCUGAAGUGACUGUUUAUGCCUUUUCUGCUGAUAACUUCAAGCGGCCACAAGCUGAGGUCGACGGCCUCAUGAGUUUGGCAAGAGAGAAGUUUCAUCAGCUUCUAUCUGAACAAGCGAAGCUCAAAGAAAAAGGUGUCAGAAUACGAAUGAUUGGGGAAAUCGACCUUCUUCCUUCCGAUGUAAGGCAACCUGCAGCAGAGCUUGAACAGAAAACGCGCGACAACAAGACCUACACCCUUAAUAUUUGCAUCGCUUACACUAGUCGUUUGGAAUGCGUCAACGCUGCGAAAAAGCUACUAGCAGCGUCUGAAAGUUCCAAGGGACUGGCAAUAGAUGAACAACUCGUAUCGAAGUCGAUGUACUUGUCUUCCCCGCCGCAGCUGCUGAUAAGAACUUCUGGAGAAGCUCGACUGUCCGAUUUUCUUCUAUUCCAGUGCCAAAAAGCGCAAAUCUGCUUCGUGAAGCCGUUCUGGCCAGACUUCUCGCUCUACGAUUUCCUCGGCUGUCUGCUCAAGUAUCAGAAGGUGGACCCAAGAUCAUCUUACGAAGAACCCCUUUCUGCGAAACAAGAAAGCUACCUGCGCAAGCUAGAAGAAUCAAGAGCAAAACAACUGCAGUCUUAUUUAAAGUAA
Messenger RNA from Oikopleura dioica, 846 nucleotides. Lineage: Eukaryota; Metazoa; Chordata; Appendicularia; Copelata; Oikopleuridae. The record is from the annotation of a GenBank genome assembly.